GUACAAGGUCAACGCAGCCAUCUACCAGGAACUUUUAGACCACGUCAUGCUUCCUCCUGCUGACCAACUUAAUGGAGAUGCAGAUUUCAUUUUCCAACAGGACUUGGCACCUGCACACAGUGCCAAAGCCCCCAAACUCAGUGAAGGUCUUCGUCCUGAGCCGCAGGCGCCAGAGCCUUCUCACAUUAAAGAGGAAGUGGAGUCGCAGUCCUCUGACGUGAAAAAAGAGGAAGAUGAAGAGCGCCUCCACAUCAAGGAGGAGGAAGAAGAGCCCCCCCACAUCAAACAGGAAAAAGAGGAAGGGCUUUUCACCAAGUUGCCAUGGACUGGUGUCCCUUUGAAGAGUGAAUAUGAAGGUCAAAGUGAGGAGAGCAGAGGGGCGGAGCCUCUAAGCAGCAGCUCAAGUCAACACAUGACAACCGAAGGCGAUGGGGAAGACCACUGUGGAGGAUCACCAGCAGACGGCCACUUAGCUCCACUGUCAGAUAGUGACGACCUCAGGUCACACUCUACUGACGAUGAUGCUGAGCAGUCGGAAGGUGAUCUGACAUGUCACACUGACAACAAACGAUGGAGAUGUCCUCAGUGUGGGAAAACUUUUGCUUCGAAGAGGAAUUUGAAACGACACAUGACAAUACACACUGGCGAGAAGCCUUUUGCCUGCUCCGAUUGCGGUCAAAGAUUCUCUGAGAAGGGAAACUUAACAACACACACAAGAAAACACACUGGUGAGAAACCUUUUCCGUGCACAGAUUGCGGUCAAAGAUUCAUUUGCAAGGAAAGCUUUAAAAUCCACACAAUAACCCACACUGGUGAGAAACCUUUCGCCUGUUCAGAUUGUGGUCGAAGUUUCUCUCGGAAGGGAGACUUAAAAAAACACACAAAAAUCCAUACUGGUGAGAAACCUUUUGCCUGCUCAGUUUGUGGUCAAAGAUUCUCUGUAAAGAGUAACUUAAAAUGCCACACAAGAACCCACACUGGUGAGAAACCUUUUGCCUGCUCAGUUUGCGGUCAAAGAUUCUCUGUAAAGAGGAGCUUAAAAUGUCACACAAGAACCCACACUGGUGAGAAACCUUUUGCCUGCGCAAUUUGUGGCCAAACAUUCUCCCAGAAGGGAAACUUAAAAAUCCACACAAGAACCCACACUGGUGAGAAACCGUUUGCCUGUUUAGUUUGUGGUCAAAGAUUUGCCCAAAAUGGAAUCUUAAAAACACACACACUAACCCACACUGGUGAGAAACGUUUUGCCUGCCCAGAUUGUGGAAAAAGAUUCUCUCGGAAGGGAGACUUAAAAAUACACACAAGAACCCACACCGGUGAGAAACCUUUUUCCUGUUCAGUUUGUGGUAAACAAUUCUCCAUUAAGGGAAGCUUAAAGUCACACAAAAAAGCACACACUGGAGAGAAACCUUUUGCUUGCUCAAUUUGCGAUCAAAGAUUCUCCAGAGAGGGAAACCUCAAAACACACACAAGAACCCACACAGGUGAUAAACCUUUUACCUGCUCAGUUUGUGGUCGAAGAUUCUCUCGUCAGGAUCGGGCCGAGACGCACAAGUGUGCAGGUGAGAAUCGUGGUGCUCAAGAAGCUUUCCAUGGAAAUGCUGGGUUAUUUGAUUAGCUUUCAUUCACGGAAUCAUUUCGGAAAAGCAACCAAGGAUGAAGCCUACCAUUAAGGCGUAGGGUGACGCCAUGGCUUUCCAAAACAGAAACAUAGUUCAGCAAAAAAAAAAAUCCUCAAAAGCACCAACACAAAUUUCAACAUCUUACAGAGUGGAAUUAAAUUGGCACUGGAAAACUAAAACAUUUUUUUGUAACUAACAAAAAGCAAGCUUUGCAGAAAUUUGUCCCGAAAGUUACAAUAUGAAUCCAAGUUAUUUUGUUUCUAUCGGCAUUAUAUAUUUUUUCGCUACUUUAGUUUUAGACAUACUUGUAAAAAGCGCCCAUUUUCAGGUCAUUGUCCUCGUCAUUCCAGAAAGUAACAGAGACACGUCUCGUGCCCCUUUUUUAGAGUACGGGUUAGGGUUAGAUCAUCCGACUCGCUGAUUUCAAAUCGAUUUUUAAUACCGCGGUGAAGUUAAUUCUUGCGUACAUUAUUAGUAUUAUUUUGGGGAUGAUUUGAUUGUACAUUAUUUGUGCUAUUGCAUGUUUCGAUCAAUGAAUGAUUCUUAUAGCAGUAAAGUGUGCCGUAUGCAACGAUUUCAUCGACGGAACACGGUUGAUUUUCCAGAAGGUCGCUCCGGUCGGUGACAUUUUGUUUCCUUACAUUGUCUCUACGUGGCUUCCAACCGGGCUCGGCAUCGAUAGUCAUGCCAAGAAAUGUAUUAUUAGAUACUUUUUCCAUCUCAACGGAAUGUACAGUGGUUUUAACCGGAGGUCUGAUUUGUUUCGUGCCCAAAAUGAUCCAUUUUGUUUUGUUGCAAUUUAAUGGGGGUUUAUUUAUAUUAAACCGGACUCCAAUGAAUUGUCGGCCGGGCAUGUUGCGAAGAGCAAUAUUGUUUAGGGGGGGCCGGUGAUCAGUUUGGCUUCACCAUUCGCACGUCUUACCAAAUGUUUUGGGGUGGCCUCAAACUUAAAACAUCUCAACCCUAAAAUAGGCCCAACCGCGCCACUGGAUUACAGAUUCAUCGGAAUGGUUGUACUCGUCGCCCGAGAAUACUUUUCACGAAUACACAAAUAGCAAUAUCAAAACAAUCUGGAUUUGUUUUCUUUUUGACUUUUUACAAUAUCUAGUAGUUAUCAUUUAGACCUUUUAAUAAACAGGAUUUUAUAUAGAUAUAUAUAUUUUGGCACUGGUAUUUCUUUUGCUCGGUCACAACCAAUUUGGACAAAAAGUUAGUAAAUUAGCGAUCUCUCAUUUUUGUCAACAAGGUGGAUGGAUUUGAUCUUUUUUAGAAUACUCUACAUAUUCUUUUUUUUUUUUUAAAUAAAUGCAGCUCACUGUUAUAUUAGUUGUGUGUCUAACAUAUCUUUCAAUAGUUGAACCUUCCAUUCCCUUUUUAUGGUGUCAGUACUGUGUUCAAUCUGGUCUACCCACAUUGAGCAACACCACCCUUUUUUUUUAUUGUUAAUAAUUCAUAUCAUCCAAUCCCAUUUCACAUGCUUUCUCUUGGUUCAGCCAGGUUUCUGAUAUUGCAAUGAUAUUAAAGACUAUGAAUUGAUUCAGAUAAUCUUCAAGUGACAGGCUUCUACUAUGAAUGUGUAUGAUAGAUAAUGCUUUUCCCAUUUUUGGGUUCAUGUUUUAUAGCCAAGGUAAUAUUGGCAAAAAUCUACGUCUUUGUAUUCUGUCCUAACACGUUUAUCUUUCAUGUUGUCUUUGUAUUUCUAAAGGCUUCCUGUGGACAAAUGUUGAAAAUGAGUCCGAGUGCCAAAAGACGAAAUCAAUGUGUUAGUGAUGCCAAUAUCAAAUAAGCGAACGAUUGAUAGAAAUAGAUUGUCAAGAAACUUUGACUUUUGGCGGUAACGUGUACGGUAUAUAUGAUCCUUCAUAAAAGACCCUUCUUCAGUUGUCUUGUACAUAAAAUACAUUUUGUCUUCCACCCCUUGGAAAGCAUCCAGAAAUGCUGACAAGACAAAGCCAAAAAUAGCCCAAGUCCAAACUUGGGCCUGAAGUCGAAAUGGCCAAUAAAGACUGACAAAUAUUCUACGUUAUAUUUUCCUGGAGGGUGCCUUUGAAGUUAUAAUAGUAAUAGUGAAAAAUGGACAGUCGGGUUCGCUGAGGUGCAGUCGUUC
Phyllopteryx taeniolatus (common seadragon) is the source of this 3729-nucleotide messenger RNA. RefSeq names its product gastrula zinc finger protein XlCGF57.1-like. The transcript is spliced from 2 exons. The record is from RefSeq and is a predicted model, not a curated record. Gene Ontology annotation, biological process: regulation of transcription by RNA polymerase II. Lineage: Eukaryota; Metazoa; Chordata; Actinopteri; Syngnathiformes; Syngnathidae. Gene Ontology annotation, molecular function: DNA-binding transcription factor activity, RNA polymerase II-specific; RNA polymerase II transcription regulatory region sequence-specific DNA binding. Gene Ontology annotation, cellular component: nucleus. The annotation marks the transcript as partial.